Didymosphaeria variabile is the source of this 1383-nucleotide messenger RNA. RefSeq lists its product as uncharacterized. The transcript has a single exon. Lineage: Eukaryota; Fungi; Ascomycota; Dothideomycetes; Pleosporales; Didymosphaeriaceae. The record is from RefSeq and is a predicted model, not a curated record. The coding region runs from base 1 to 1383 and encodes 460 amino acids.
AUGAACGCACACCAGGUGGAGAGCGGAAGCGAAGUAGAGGGUGCCGAGGAUAGCGACGAUGCAGAGACGCUACACGCCAACAUAGGCGCCACCGAAUACCUACAAGACAUUGCUCAAGCAGAGUCGUCCCAUCGUCGUACCUCGGCUGCCACAGGACCCUCGCGGAGGGGCAAGAAGAAGGACUACCGGCGGAUUCACAAUGCGGAGGUGCCUCAGACCCCUCUCCUCCUUUCGCCAGCUUCGAUGGCGACGUCGCCUAUAGAUCAAUCACUUCCAGCGGACCAGGAGACAUGGCAGUGUACGUUCUGUUUCAAGGCUCUGGUACCGAAAUCGUGGCGGCGGCAUGAAGACACGCAACACCGACCCAAAACUCAGGCCGCUCGGUGGACGUGCAUGCUGGAUGGUCCACGUCUGAGUUUCCCAAACCGCACCAAUACGGGGACGGUAUGCGCUUUUUGCAUGGUCAAAAAUCCAACCGAAGAACACUUUCUUCAAAAUCACCGAAUCGAUGAGUGCUCGAAGAGAGACGCGACUGACCGAACUUUCUAUCGACCAGACCACCUGCGACAGCACAUCAAGAAUUUUCAUAAUGCCACUCUGUUCGACAUUGUGCAAGCCCGCUGGAAGACAGCUGCUGAGACUGUUACAGAAGGAUGGACGUGUGGGUUCUGUGGCGACCGCCUGGAGACCUGGGACAAGCGGGAGACGCACAUCUCGAACCAUUUCAAAGAGGGCAUGACCAUGGCAUCGUGGAGGGACUACCCCGAUACGGAGAAGCAAAUCGACAAGAAGGGCAAGGGGAAGGAGAAAGAGAAAGGGAGUGCUCUCAGUGGCUCAUUCAUGAACAUCUUUCGACGACCAACUUCACAUCAGCACAAUCAGCCUCAAACGCAGUCACAGGACAGCGCGUUUGCAAACUCCUUCCAAUCUCUGCCCAUUGCACCUCAGAUUCAAGCUCAUGUUCACGGCUACCAGACAUCUGCUUCGCAUUGCGCAUCGACAGGCUAUGAAAACGCAUAUACCUCGUCAACAGCGCCAAUGGGUCUCGGCAUAUCUCAAGCACCUGUCCUGCCUGUCAUUCCGAACGUUAGUCCACUUGUAGUGACGCAACAUGACUUCGACAAUGUCGGCAACGUUUUCGACUGGGCACCAAUGGCAACCUCCUUCGAUCAGCAGAUACAAUAUCCGCUUCCGAACACGAACAUUUAUGAGGCUGGAGUACCUACUACUACGAUGCAGCCUGAUUAUACCAAUUUGAACGCACUUGGUCUGGAUCUUUAUGGGAACCAAAUUGAUUACCAGGGAUCCUGGACGCAACAACCACCGUCGUCGCCGCACAACCCGCAACAGUACCCGCAGUACAACCAGAGGCGGCAACAAUAA